Leptonychotes weddellii (Weddell seal) is the source of this 2708-nucleotide messenger RNA. The record is from RefSeq and is a predicted model, not a curated record. Lineage: Eukaryota; Metazoa; Chordata; Mammalia; Carnivora; Phocidae.
UUGGGGGGCUGUAAUGGAUGUAGCCUUGUGCUAGUGCCCAGUUUCAGCCAGACACCAGAGGAUCAAAUUUGGAUCCAGCAGUUCCUUCCAAAGACAUUUGCCCUUGGAAAAGGAGAUGUGACCCCAGGGAGUGGAGGAGGGGAGAGGAGAUGUGGAAACUGAGCUACAGAAUCUUAGAGCUGGAUGGAACCCUGGAACACUCCUACUUCAGGCCCCUUGGGCCACAGAGAAGGAAACCGGGAGGGGAGGGCUCCCCGCUAGGCCCCCGCAGCGCCCCCUUCUUCUCAACCCGGUCACGGGUCCCUCAGUGAGCGAGAGGCUCCCGAGCCGCCUCCCCGGCCAUGGCCAACGGAGUGAUCCCGCCGCCCGGGGGCGCCUCCCCCCUACCCCAGGUCCGGGUGCCCUUGGAGGAGCCCCCUCUGAGUCCAGACCUGGAGGAGGAGGACGAUGACUUGGGCAAGACCUUGGCUGUGAGCAGGUUUGGGGACCUCAUCAGCAAGCUUCCGGCCUGGGACCCUGAGAAGCCCAGCCGCAGCUACAGCGAGCGGGACUUUGAGUUUCACCGGCACACAUCCCACCACACCCACCACCCGCUCUCGGCGCGCCUGCCUCCACCCCACAAGCUGCGGCGACUGCCCCCCACCUCUGCCCGGCAGACCAGGAGGAAGAGGAAGAAGGAGAAAACCUCGGCUCCCCCCUCAGAGGAGACCCCUCCCAUCCAGGAGGAGGGGGGAGCCGGAGUGGAGGAGGAGGAGGAGGAAGAGGAGGAGGAAGAGGAAGGGGAAUCCGAGGCAGAACCUGUGGAGCCCCCGCCCUCAGAGUCCCCACAGAAAGCAAAGUUCUCCAUUGGAAGUGAUGAGGAUGACAGUCCUGGCCUCUCUGGGAGGGCUGCCUUCAGCAAGCCCCUGCCCUCCGUGGGCCCUUGCCCUGACAAGAGCCCCCAGCAGUCAGUCAGCUCCUCAAGCCCCCGGGCCCGGGUCUCCCGAGUCGCUGGGGAGAAGAGCCGGCCCUGGAGCCCGUCGGCCAGCUAUGACCUGCGGGAACGGCUGUGCCCAGGCAGUGCCCUGGGUACCCCAGGUGGCCCGGAGCAGCAGGUGCCCACUGACGAGGCGGAGGCCCAGAUGCUGGGCUCCGCGGACCUGGACGACAUGAAGAGUCACCGGCUGGAGGACAACCCUGGGAUGCGGCGGCACCUUGUGAAGAAGCCGUCUCGGACACAGGCUGGGAGGGGCAGCCCUGGGGGCUUGGCCCCCAUCCUGCGCAGGAAGAAAAAGAAGAAGAAGCUGGAUCGGAGGCCUCAUGAGGUGUUUGUGGAGCUGAACGAGCUGACACUGGACCGUAGCCAGGAACCCCACUGGCGGGAGACAGCACGCUGGAUCAAGUUUGAGGAGGAUGUGGAGGAAGAGACAGAGCGCUGGGGGAAGCCCCAUGUGGCCUCGCUCUCCUUCCGCAGCCUUCUGGAGCUCAGGAGGACCAUCGCCCAUGGAGCUGCCCUCCUGGACCUGGAGCAGACCACUCUGCCGGGGAUCGCCCAUCUCGUGGUGGAGACCAUGAUCGUGUCUGACCAGAUCCGUCCGGAGGACAGGGCCAGCGUCCUGCGCACCCUCCUGCUGAAACACAGCCAUCCCAAUGAUGACAAGGACAGUGGCUUCUUUCCCCGAAACCCAUCCAGCUCCAGUGUGAACUCGGUCCUGGGGAAUCAUCACCCCACCCCCAGCCACGGUCCUGACGGCGCAGUGCCCACUGUGGCUGAUGACGUGGGGGAGCCAGCCCCACUCUGGCCUCAUGACCCUGAUGCCAAGGAGAAGCCUCUCCACAUGCCUGGGGGAGACAGUCACCGGGGAAAGAGUCUGAAGCUGCUGGAGAAGAUCCCCGAAGAUGCUGAGGCUACUGUUGUGCUCGUGGGCUGUGUGCCUUUCCUGGAGCAGCCUGCAGCAGCUUUUGUGCGCCUGAACGACGCUGUGCUCUUGGAGUCUGUGCUCGAGGUCCCUGUGCCCGUUCGCUUCCUCUUUGUGAUGCUGGGUCCCAGCCACACCAGCACUGACUAUCAUGAGCUUGGGCGCUCCAUUGCCACCCUCAUGUCUGACAAGCUGUUUCAUGAGGCUGCCUACCAGGCGGACGACCGGCAGGACCUCCUGAGCGCCAUCAGUGAGUUCUUGGAUGGCAGCAUCGUGAUCCCUCCAUCUGAGGUGGAGGGCCGUGACCUGCUGCGCUCCGUGGCCACCUUCCAGAGGGAGCUGCUGAGGAAGCGGCGGGAGCGUGAACAGACUAAAGUGGAGAUGACCACCCAGGGAAGCUAUGUGGCCCCCGGGAAAGAGCUGUCGGUGGAGCUGGGGGGCUCCGAGGCAACCCCCGAAGAUGACCCCUUGCUGCGGACUGGCUCAGUGUUUGGGGGGCUGGUGCGAGAUGUGAAGCGUCGGUACCCACACUACCCCAGUGACCUGCGAGACGCCCUGCACUCCCAGUGCGUGGCAGCCGUGCUCUUCAUCUACUUCGCCGCCCUCAGCCCUGCCAUCACCUUCGGGGGGCUGCUAGGUGAGCGGGAAGGGAGGCCGGGGCGGGGGACCCAGGGGCACCUGCAAGGUGAAUGGGGAGUUCCCAUCCUGGAACUUUGGGAGUAUGCCUGUUGCCUGCUAGAGCACCUGACCUGGGACCUGGAAGAGGGGAUACCCCGGCUACAGAGGCAGGCGUUCGCAGGAGGAAAAUGA